AGAAUACGUUGUCCCUCUAAUUUGGAAGCAGCAAACACCUGUGCCUUCUAUUUUAAGUGGCUGUACAGAAAACAUAAAACGCAACGAUCCCACAACAGCCAGCAGUUAUGAUCAACAUGAAAACAUCAAGAAGAUUGGCCCAACCAGUUUAAAAGAAAAUUGUGGUGUUCCAGUUGUUCAAAUGACUGAUGAUGAGGAUGAUCACCCAGCUUUUCUGCUUAAAAGUGAUCCGGAAAGUGGAGACGACUUUGUACCACCUAAAAAAAAAGAGGUGCUUACAAAAAAAAAGCACUUCAAAUGUCCUUACUGUGAUUCCAUGUUCACGAGAAAAUUCACGCUUAAACGCCACACUCAAAAAGAGCAUACAAACGAACAAUCUGAUGGUAACUGCCAUUGUCAUGACUGUGGAUUUAAAUGUCACAAGAUAGCAGAAUUGCGAAAACACUUGGCAAGGACACACAAUAUUCUUUUCAGAUCUGAACAAAUUUUGUUGGAAAACAUGAACGAAUUUCUGGACUGGAAAGACAAAGUGGAAGAAAAAGAGAUUUGCUCGUUCACAAAGAAGACCGGGACCAAAGGAAAUGUGCAAUAUUAUCAGUGCAACCGAGGAGGAUUUUACACCCCCAGUGGUACUGGAAAAAGGCGAACUAAAUCACAAGGAAGCUGCAAGAUACAAAAAAACUGUACAUCGACGAUUAGGGCUGAAAUUACCACCGAAGGAAAAGUGAAAGCUGACAUCUGCUAUACGCACUACGGGCACGAGAGGGAUCUACAACAUACUUGGAUAACCAAAAGUAAACGGCAAAAAAUUGCGUCUUUGUUGAAACAAGGAGUCUCACGUGACAGAAUACUAAAUGACAUUCGAGAGGAAGCCAUGCAGCAGGAAUCAGAAUUUACGCGGUACCACCUAACUGCAAAAAAGGAUCUUGCGAAUAUCAUGUCAUCUUUUGGUGUCAGCGAAGUACAAAGGCAUCCCGAUGAUCAGGAGAGCGUUAGAGCGUGGAUCGAACAGUGGAAAAUGAGCGAAAGUAACCCAGUACUUUUCCAUAAGUUUCAGGGUGAGUCUGCUCCAGACGGGUUUGACUUGACAAAAGACGACUUCAUGGUUAUCAUACAGAGUCCGUUCCAGAAAGAGAUGGCCCAAAAGUUUUCCAGUAAAGGCAUCUGUGUUGACGCGACGCACGGAACUACUGGAUACGACUUCCUCCUAACAUCGCUUGUGGUGAUUGAUGAGUAUGGAGAGGGAUUUCCUAUUGCCUGGUGUCUUUCAAACCACGAAGACUUCACCCAUAUGUGUAUCUUCUAUGAAAUGAUAAAGCGAAAUUGCGGAGUCCUGACGCCAAGGUGGAUUAUGUCCGAUUUAGCAAGCCAGUUCUACAAUGCUUGGUUAGGUGUAAUGGGUGGCAAGCCACUACGUCUUUUCUGCACCUGGCACGUGGAUAAAGCAUGGCAGACAGAGCUGCGAGCUAAAGUGAAGGAUACAGGUACAUCUUGA
Messenger RNA from Dendronephthya gigantea, 1495 nucleotides. RefSeq lists its product as uncharacterized. Lineage: Eukaryota; Metazoa; Cnidaria; Anthozoa; Malacalcyonacea; Nephtheidae. Bases 182 to 1495 code for a protein of 437 amino acids. The transcript is spliced from 3 exons. The record is from RefSeq and is a predicted model, not a curated record.